Molecule: messenger RNA, 1289 nt
Organism: Medicago truncatula (barrel medic)
Lineage: Eukaryota; Viridiplantae; Streptophyta; Magnoliopsida; Fabales; Fabaceae
Product: derlin-1
Exons: 7
Coding region: 96-938 (280 amino acids)
Source: RefSeq, a predicted model, not a curated record
UCAAAAAAUAAAUAAACAUAUCUUCCUUUAAUUUCUUGUGCUUCAUAUUGUUCAACUCUCUUUGCACUACUAACACCUAGCUAUUUCGUUCAAUAAUGUCUACACCAGCAGAAUACUUCUGGUCUUUACCUCCAGUGAGCAAGACUUUUGGAGUGGCAUGUUUCAUGACAACUGCUGCAUAUUAUCUGAAUCUUUAUGAUGCAGAGAGCAUAGCACUAUUUUAUGGCUUAGUGUUUAAACGACUUCAAGUUUGGAGGCUUAUCACAAAUUUCUUCUUUCUUGGACCAUUUUCAUUUCCAUUUGCAGUUCGUCUUAUAAUGAUAGCAAAAUAUGGUGUUUCAUUGGAAAGAGGUCCAUUUGACAAGAGAACUGCAGAUUUUGUUUGGAUGUUGAUAUUUGGCGCACUCUCACUUUUGGUGAUGGCUGUUGUGCCAUAUUUAUGGUCUCCAUUCAUGGGAAUUUCUUUAGUUUUCAUGAUUGUCUAUGUUUGGAGCCGUGAAUUUCCAGAUGCAAGAAUCAACAUUUAUGGUUUGGUAUCAUUGAAGGGUUUUUACCUUCCAUGGGCUAUGUUAGGUCUUGAUUUGAUAUUUGGAAAUCCUUUAAAGCCAGACAUUCUAGGGAUGGUUGCAGGACACUUAUAUUACUUCUUAACAGUGCUUCAUCCUCUUGCUGGUGGAAAGUUCAAGUUCAAUACUCCUCUCUUGGUUCACAAAAUAGUGGCAUAUUGGGGAGAAGGUACCCAAAUAAAUGCUCCAGUGCAAUCUAAUCCAUCAGCUGGAAUUAUAUUCAAAGGAAGAAGCAACCGUCUUGGUGGAAAUCAAACAACAACAAGAAGCACUUCACAGGAAACAAGCGGCAUUAAUGCUUCUUCACCUCAGCAGCAAAAUCAGGGUGAUGGAAUUGCUUUUCGUGGAAGAAGUUACCGUUUAAAUAAAUGAAUAUAUGCUAAUAUGUCUUAUCGAUUGCAGUUUUAUUCCGUUUCAGACGGUUUAAAGCAGUUGAACUAUAACACGAAGGCCUCAUGAGUUAGAUGUCUGGUUUAGUUUUUAAAACAUUGUCUAUCGUUUUAUGUUAAUCAGUUAGUGUGCUACAUUAUGUUAAUCAUCGGAAUUAAAUAACAAAUGAUUUAGAGAAUCAUUUCAUCAAUAGAAGGUGAUGUUCUUAACAUUUCUUGGGACCAUGAAUUUAAUUUUCAAUGUACUUUAUCUCUUUUUCUCCAUUGGGAUUAACGUCUUAAGGAAUUGUAUCGGAUAAUUGAACAACAGCUAAACUUCUUUAAUUAUUGUGCA